CCCAAACAAAUAAUGUAAUCUUUUUUUUAGGGUGUCUUAAAAAACAUUCAGACAGAAUUGUAUACAUCUGGGUCAUUUAGUCUAAACCAAUUACUCAUCUAAUUUGGUAUGGCAAACAAAUUUUCUGAUUCACAUACAGUCAGUUCUCAGAAAUGUAAUUGUCACCAUCAGUUAUGAUGACUAUACAAAAACAGUUGGCAUUCAUUUUGUAAAUGCAUGUAGGCACGUAGUGAUGAUCUUACCAUAUUUAGGAUGAGUUCUGUCCUAUUUUGUUAUUGUCUUAUCAACUAAUUUGGAAAUUGCUGUUUGUUUUGGUACUGCAUUUUUGUAUAUCAUCUCUCACAUAUUACAUUUGCAUUAAGCAAAGUUGCUAAUCUCUGCAGCUGUGACAUCUUGUUGCAGUUUUGGUCUACAGUCCUUUUUUCAUUUUAUCAGAAUGCCUGUGUUGCUGUGUCCUGUAAUGAUUAUUAUCUACAUAUAGAUUAUUGGAUAGAAUAUUGAAAAUUAAAUUGUCUUAUAUGGAAAUUAUUCCUGCAAUUCGCACAAGCUGCAGUAUUCUUGGAUUUUUCUUUUAAUCAAAUUGGUAUUUUGAGAACUGCCCAGUCAUUUCCUGUGGUUCUGCCUUAAAGUAGUUUGCGGGACACCCCUUUCCAGCUAGUAACGAGGGGCCAGUGAGGUUUAACAGCAUAAGCUCAAUCACAGCAAAAUGAACCAGACAUUUACAGACAAUCCCUUCUACGAUCACAAUGAAAUGAACUCUACCUUUGGAGACAAUUGUCUGUGGUGUUUUAAUGAAAGUGUGCCAUCUUCAGAGGUGAUGAAUUCUAUGGGAGUGACUUCUCUGGUUGUCUACUGCCUGACGUUUCUUCUCGGAGUUCCAGGAAAUGUCUUUGUUGUUUACAUUGCUGGAAUGAAGAUGAAGAGGACCGUUAAUACGAUAUGGUUUAUCAAUCUGGCGAUUGCAGAUCUCCUGUGCUGCCUUUCCAUACCGUUCAAUGUGGCGGAGAUACUUCUUGACGAUUACUGGCCAUAUGGAUCUGUCAUGUGCAAGAUUCUUCCCUCUUUUAUAGUUAUCAACAUGUUUGCCAGUGUCUUCACUUUGAACGUGAUUAGUCUGGAUCGGUUUACCCAGGUGAUCACACCAGUUUGGGCUCAGAACCAUCGCAGCUUGAUGCUUGCACGGUUAUCCUGUGUAGCGGCCUGGGUCCUGGCAUUACUCCUUAGCCUGCCCUUUAUGAUAUUAAGGGAAACUUAUGAUGAAUUAAAUAUAACAAUCUGCACAAUUUAUGGUGAUGAAGAAGGUGGCUCUAAUACAUCUGGAAAACUGACUAUCAUCAGGUUUGUGUUUGGUUUUUUGAUUCCUCUCAUAUGCAUCACGACAUGUUAUGGAAUCAUUGCACGAAAGUUAGGCAGGAGUCAUUUUAACUCUGGACGAGCAUUUCGCAUCAUGUUGGCUGUUAUUGUGGCCUUUUUUUUGUGCUGGCUGCCAUACCACACUGUGGAUUUAAUCCGAAUAUAUGGUGGAAAAUCGAGUUCCUCAGUGGCACUGGCCGUGGAGCCAUUGGCUGUCUCUUUGGCAUACAGCAACAGCUGUCUGAACCCGGUUCUGUAUGUUUUCAUGGGGCAGGAUUUUAAGGAGAAGUUUAAGCUUUCUCUAAGAAGUGUUUUUGAAAGAGCUUUCUCUGAGGAGGGGACACAAAUACCACAAUGCACCCAAUCACAACAAAUGCACUCAAUGUAGGUUAAUAACCGAUGUAUGCAUUGCAUUCACUUUGUACCUUCUUUUUUCAAAGCUGAAACUAAAGGCAACACAGCACUUUUCAAUAGCAGGAAGUGUGUCUCUUCCACUCCUCUGCUGUUCUAUUUGUGCAGGAAGUUAAUAAAUUCAUAUUAUAUGUUUGUAUAGAACACUGAAUUUAAACCAUAUGCAAAAAAAAAAAAAAAAAAAAAAACAUGGAGAUUUAGUGGGUUUAAAUGACUUUUUUCUUUUCUUUUUUACCUUUAUUUCCUUUAUUGAUGUUCAAAAAUUAUAUUGUUUUAAUAUAAUUCAAUCAAACUUAGCAGCUAGAUGAGUGUGCUACUAAUGCUGCUGUUAGACAAUUGCUGAAUGCUUUUGAGGAAGUUUAUAAUGUGUUUACUGAUUGCGUGUGGUCUUAAGGAUGAAAAUAAACUAAAUUAAAUUAA
Molecule: messenger RNA, 2184 nt
Organism: Myxocyprinus asiaticus (Chinese sucker)
Lineage: Eukaryota; Metazoa; Chordata; Actinopteri; Cypriniformes; Catostomidae
Product: C3a anaphylatoxin chemotactic receptor-like
Exons: 2
Coding region: 707-1741 (344 amino acids)
Biological process (GO): positive regulation of cytosolic calcium ion concentration; phospholipase C-activating G protein-coupled receptor signaling pathway; complement receptor mediated signaling pathway
Cellular component (GO): plasma membrane
Molecular function (GO): G protein-coupled receptor activity; complement component C5a receptor activity
Source: RefSeq, a predicted model, not a curated record